Messenger RNA from Neurospora tetraspora, 453 nucleotides. RefSeq lists its product as uncharacterized. The transcript has 2 exons. The coding region runs from base 1 to 453 and encodes 150 amino acids. Lineage: Eukaryota; Fungi; Ascomycota; Sordariomycetes; Sordariales; Sordariaceae. The record is from RefSeq and is a predicted model, not a curated record.
AUGGCGUGCAUCACGAUCCCGGUAACGGACGUAUCGCCCGGGCCACUCCAACGGCUGUGUCUGAAGAGGUGCCCGUCCAAAUCUGCUUGUGAGGCUCCACGUCGGGAUCGUGGCCGAGAGGUUCUUGGAAACAGAAAAGAGGCAUAUUUGGACCCGUGUCUCGAAGCGGAACUACAUCGUCGACUGUAUACCUCAUGUGUCGGUACAAGGGGCCCCGCUCCAUCGAGUAAGACAGACCUGUAUGGCCUUGAUUUGGUCUCCCUGCAAGAGCUUUGUUCGGCCGUUGCCGAACACGUCAAACCUAUAGGGCCGAAAGCUGAAGGCGUGCUGCAUUUCUGGACUGGGCCUUCAGCUCUGCGCUGGCACGUCCCAAAGAACUGCGCAGGCGAACUUACUGCAGCAAUCUACCCUGAUGAAGCAGUACUGGGCUUAAGGACUGGGACAUCCGAUUAG